AUGUCACACAGGAAGUUCGAAGCCCCCCGCCACGGGUCUCUGGCAUUCUUGCCGCGAAAGCGCGCCGCCCGUCACCGGGGUAAGGUGAAGAGCUUCCCUAAGGAUGACCCCAAGAAGCCCGUCCACCUGACGGCCGCCAUGGGCUACAAGGCCGGUAUGACCACAAUCGUCCGCGAUCUCGACCGACCAGGUGCCAAGCUGCACAAGAAGGAGAUUGUCGAGGCCUGCACCGUCAUCGAGACUCCUCCCAUGAUCGCUGUCGGUCUUGUCGGCUACAUCGAGACUCCCCGUGGUCUCCGCUCGCUCACCACCGUCUGGGCUGAGCACUUGAGCGACGAGGUCAAGCGCCGCUUCUACCGCAACUGGUACAAGAGCAAGAAGAAGGCCUUCACCAAGUACGCCAAGAAGCACUCCGAGGAGAACGGCCAGUCCAUCACCAAGGAGCUCGAGCGCAUGAAGAAGUACUGCACCGUCAUCCGCGUUCUCGCCCACACCCAGAUCCACAAGACCCCGCUCAAGCAGAAGAAGGCCCAUCUCAUGGAGAUCCAGGUCAACGGUGGCAGCAUCGCCGACAAGGUCUCAUACGCCCACGGUCUGUUCGAGAAGCCCAUCGAGAUCGGCUCCAUCUUCGAGGACAACGAGAUGAUCGACGUUAUCGCCGUCACCAAGGGUCACGGAUACAACGGUGUCACCUCCCGAUGGGGCACCAAGAAGCUCCCGCGUAAGACACACAAGGGUCUCCGCAAGGUCGCCUGUAUCGGUGCCUGGCACCCGGCCCACGUCCAAUGGACUGUUGCCCGUGCUGGUCAGAUGGGUUACCACCACCGUACCUCCGUCAACCACAAGAUCUACCGUCUCGGCAAGGGCGAGGAUGAGGGUAACGCCUCCACCGAGUUCGACGUCUCCAAGAAGCGCAUCACACCAAUGGGUGGCUUCGUCCGCUACGGUGAGGUUAAGAACGACUUCCUCCUCCUCAAGGGUAACUGCCCUGGUGUCAAGAAGCGCGUCAUGACCCUGCGCAAGUCCAUGUUCACCCACACCAGCAGGAGGGCGCUGGAGAAGGUCGAGCUCAAGUGGAUCGACACCUCUUCCAAGUUCGGUCACGGUGCUUACCAGACACCGGCGGAGAAGAGGCAAUACGAGGGUGUCCUCAAGAAGGACCUCCAGACUUCGUCCUAG
Messenger RNA from Alternaria ethzedia, 1179 nucleotides. It is a transcript of the gene RPL3, whose product is annotated as 60S ribosomal protein L3. The coding region runs from base 1 to 1179 and encodes 392 amino acids. Gene Ontology annotation, biological process: ribosomal large subunit assembly; translation. The transcript is spliced from 4 exons. Gene Ontology annotation, molecular function: structural constituent of ribosome; RNA binding. Gene Ontology annotation, cellular component: cytosolic large ribosomal subunit; ribosome. Lineage: Eukaryota; Fungi; Ascomycota; Dothideomycetes; Pleosporales; Pleosporaceae. The record is from RefSeq and is a predicted model, not a curated record.